AUGAGCACCUACAACCCUCCCACACUCCUGCAGCUGGCACUGGAGGGGCUGCUGAGGAAUAUUGCCAUAGAUGUCUCUGAUCUGGAGUACCUGUCCACUAUGCUCUUCCCACCGCUCUUCAUAGAGGCCUUCAAUAGAAGAUGCACAGAGAUAUUGAAGGCAAUGGUGGCAGCCUGGCCCUUUCCCUACCUCCCUGUGGAGACCCUGAUGAAAACCCCUGAUGUGGCAAUGCUGCAAGCUGUGCUGGAUGGCAUAGAUAGACUGCUGACACAGAAUGUUCCCCCUAGGUGCAAGCUUCAAGUGUUGGACUUGAGAGAUGUGCCCCAGGAUUUCUGGGAUGUAUGGGCUGGAAGAGAAGAUAGAGUCCGCUCAGCAGAGACUAGGAGUGAGAAGAAUGUUGUAGAGCUCAUUCAGAGAAAACCACUGAGGGGUUUGAAGGAGUGUUAUGUGUACAGUUAUCAAACUGACUGGUCAGUGCAGACCUUCUGUUUUAUGAAAACCAAUUUACAGAAUGGCAGAUGA
Messenger RNA from Mus pahari (shrew mouse), 522 nucleotides. Its product is annotated as PRAME family member 19-like. The transcript is spliced from 2 exons. The record is from RefSeq and is a predicted model, not a curated record. Bases 1 to 522 code for a protein of 173 amino acids. Gene Ontology annotation, cellular component: cytoplasm. NCBI's taxonomy places the organism in Eukaryota, Metazoa, Chordata, Mammalia, Rodentia, Muridae.